CCAGGCUAGAGUUUGAACAGCAAGGAGAAGCUGCGCGCCCCGAACUUUCCCAAUGGUUUCGGUGACCAGAACCGUGUUUGGAGAGCUGCCCUCGGGGGGAGGGGCAGUGGAGAAGUUCCAGCUUCGGUCAGACCAGCUGAAUGUGGACAUCAUCUCCUGGGGCUGCACGAUCACUGCUCUGCAGGUCAAAGACAGGCAGGGGAAAGCCUCAGACGUGGUGCUUGGCUUUGCCGAGUUGGAAGGUUACCUCCAGAAGCAGCCCUACUUCGGAGCAGUGGUUGGGAGGGUAGCCAACCGAAUUGCCAAAGGAAGGUUCACAGUAGAUGGGAAGGAGUACCACCUGCCCAUUAACAGAGAGCCCAACAGUCUCCAUGGAGGAUUCAGAGGAUUUGAUAAGGUCCUCUGGACUCCUCAGGUGCUGUCCAACGGCGUCCAGUUCUCUCGAGUCAGUCCAGAUGGUGAGGAAGGCUACCCUGGAGAGUUGAAAGUCUGGGUGACAUAUACCCUGGAUGGCGGAGAGCUUGUAGUCAACUACAGAGCCCAGGCCAGCCAGACCACUCCAGUUAAUCUCACCAACCAUUCUUAUUUUAACCUAGCAGGCCAGGGCUCCCCAGAUAUAUAUGACCACGAAGUCACCAUUGCCGCAGAUGCAUACUUGCCUGUGGAUGAAACUCUGAUUCCAACAGGAGUCAUUGCUCCGGUGGAAGGAACUGCUUUCGACCUGAGAAAGCCAGUGGAGCUCGGGAAACACCUGCAGAGUUACCACAUCCAUGGUUUCGACCAUAAUUUCUGUCUGAAGGAGUCCAAAGAAAAGAAGUUUUGUGCAAGGGUGCAUCACGCUGCAAGUGGGAGGAUCCUGGAAGUGUACACCACCCAACCUGGCGUCCAGUUCUACACAGGAAACUUCUUGGAUGGUACCCUGAAGGGCAAGAGUGGAGAGGUCUAUCCCAAGCACUCUGGUUUCUGCCUCGAGACCCAGAACUGGCCUGAUGCAGUCAACCAGCCCCAGUUCCCUCCGAUACUGCUGAGGCCUGGAGAGGAGUACAACCACACCACCUGGUUCAAGUUCUCCGUUGCUUAAAGAAGACAGAAGAUGGGACCUGGUUCGAGGCCAGACUGGUUCCCACUCAUCUGCCUCGCUUUAAAAGUAAUCCUGUGUGUUAAGUCAUUCAGACGGUAGCUGCCAUAACAAUCAACUAGAAUACCGAUACCCUUUCCCGAGAGCUGGCUGUAGGCUGUGUCUAACGACCAGCUCUGUUCUCUGUCAUCACUAAGGUCUGCUCCUGGUAGAGAAGUGGUCCUCUGGACUCUCCUGACUUCAUAGGCUCCACCUCUCCGUCCUGGCUCCAUUGUGUCCGUUUUCUUCAAGCCUUCCUUUCCUUGACAGAACUGUUUUCCUGCCUUCUCUUUUACCUCAGACUACCCCCGCAGAAGUUUUAACCAGGUCUUGAGCUAUGAGAAUUCAGGUUCCCCUUCUGUGCCCCUACCUCAGUCUGCCUAAGCAUUCCUAGGGCCACUGAAGGACAAGCAGGGUUUUGGGCCCUGUCCUGUCAGAGCCUUCUUCUCCGGAGCUGCAGAGAUGGCUGAGCAGUGAAGAGCAGAGGACCAGAGUCCACCCAUGCCAGGCUCGAGGGGAGCAAGCACCCUCUUCUAGCCUCCGGGGACACCUCCACACGUACACAUCCACAACGGUUAAAAACAAACCUUAAAAAAGCAAAAAAAAAAAGGGGGGGUUGGGGAUUUAGCUCAGUGGUAGAGCGCUUGCCUAGGAAGCGCAAGGCCCUGGGUUCGGUCCCCAGCUCCGAAAAAAAGAAAGAAAAAAAAAAUCACUUUAGAAGCAUUAGAGUUGACCUAUCUUUUUAGAGAUGUUGUGAUUUAAAUUGUAAGACCCAAAAACCCAGAAUAAUUUCAAUUUUCCUGCUUUCGUGGUUAACUAGGAGCUUGGCUAAGGUGUAGCAAGAUGCACGGGCAUAGAAGGCUGGAGCCUCACAUACUUUGCACUAGAAGUAGACGCUCCCCUGAGAUGAAGUGGGUGGAGGCUCCUCUUUUCCUCAAAGGUUACAUCAUCGCUGAUGUGCCUAGGCUGCUGAUUUUGAAAAAACGCAUAUAGUUUGUGUUAUUAUCUACUACAGUCAGUUCAAAUAAAACCAAAAUUUCCAUCUUCA
This is a messenger RNA of Rattus norvegicus (Norway rat), 2165 nucleotides long. RefSeq names its product galactose mutarotase (gene Galm). Gene Ontology annotation, cellular component: cytoplasm. Bases 53 to 1081 code for a protein of 342 amino acids. The transcript has 7 exons. Gene Ontology annotation, biological process: galactose metabolic process; carbohydrate metabolic process; hexose metabolic process. NCBI's taxonomy places the organism in Eukaryota, Metazoa, Chordata, Mammalia, Rodentia, Muridae. The record is from RefSeq and is marked provisional. Gene Ontology annotation, molecular function: racemase and epimerase activity, acting on carbohydrates and derivatives; carbohydrate binding; aldose 1-epimerase activity.